Piliocolobus tephrosceles (Ugandan red Colobus) is the source of this 1612-nucleotide messenger RNA. Its product is annotated as hsc70-interacting protein. Gene Ontology annotation, molecular function: protein dimerization activity; Hsp70 protein binding. The transcript has a single exon. NCBI's taxonomy places the organism in Eukaryota, Metazoa, Chordata, Mammalia, Primates, Cercopithecidae. The record is from RefSeq and is a predicted model, not a curated record. The coding region runs from base 80 to 1189 and encodes 369 amino acids.
UCUGCGCGGUCACGCCGAGCCAGCGCCUGGGCCUGGAACUGGGCCGUAGUUCCCCAGCUUCACCCACCACCUCUCUACCAUGGACCCCCGCAAAGUGAACGAGCUUCGGGCCUUUGUGAAAAUGUGUAAGCAGGAUCCGAGCGUUCUGCACACCGAGGAAAUGCGCUUCCUGAGAGAGUGGGUGGAGAGCAUGGGGGGUAAAGUACCACCUGCUACUCAGAAAGCUAAAUCAGAAGAAAAUACCAAGGAAGAAAAACCUGAUAGUAAGAAGGUGGAGGAAGACUUAAAGGCAGACGAACCAUCAAGUGAGGAAAGUGAUCUAGAAAUUGAUAAAGAAGGUGUGAUUGAACCAGACACUGAUUCUCCUCAAGAAAUGGGAGAUGAAAAUGCAGAGAUAACGGAGGAGAUGAUGGAUCAGGCAAAUGAUAAAAAAGUGGCUGCUAUUGAAGCCCUAAAUGAUGGUGAACUCCAGAAAGCCAUUGACUUAUUCACAGAUGCCAUCAAGCUGAAUCCUCGCUUGGCCAUUUUGUAUGCCAAGAGGGCCAGUGUCUUCGUCAAAUUACAGAAGCCAAAUGCUGCUAUCCGAGACUGUGACAGAGCCAUUGAGAUAAAUCCUGAUUCAGCUCAGCCUUACAAGUGGCGAGGGAAAGCACACAGACUUCUAGGCCACUGGGAAGAAGCAGCUCAUGAUCUUGCCCUUGCCUGUAAAUUGGAUUAUGAUGAAGAUGCUAGUGCAAUGCUGAAAGAAGUUCAACCUAGGGCACAGAAAAUUGCAGAACAUCGGAGAAAGUAUGAGAGAAAACGUGAAGAGCGAGAGAUCAAAGAAAGAAUAGAACGAGUUAAGAAGGCUCGAGAAGAGCAUGAGAGAGCCCAGAGGGAGGAAGAAGCCAGACGACAGUCAGGAGCUCAGUAUGGCUCUUUUCCAGGUGGCUUUCCUGGGGGAAUGCCUGGUAGUUUUCCCGGAGGAAUGCCUGGAAUGGGAGGGGCCAUGCCUGGAAUGGCUGGAAUGCCUGGACUCAAUGAAAUUCUUAGUGAUCCAGAGGUUCUUGCAGCCAUGCAGGAUCCAGAAGUUAUGGUGGCCUUCCAGGAUGUGGCUCAGAACCCAGCAAAUAUGUCAAAAUACCAGAGCAACCCAAAGGUUAUGAAUCUCAUCAGUAAAUUGUCAGCCAAAUUUGGAGGUCAAGCGUAAUGCCCUUCUGAUAAAUAAAGCCCUUGCUGAAGGAAAAGCAACCUAGAUCACCUUAUGGAUGUCGCAAUAAUACAAACCAGUGUACCUCUGAUCUUCUCAUCAAGAGAGCUGGGGUGCUUUGAAGAUAAUCCCUACCCCUCUCCCCCAAAUUCAGCUGAAGCAUUUUACAGUCGUUUGCCAUUAGGGUAUUCAUUCAGAUAAUGUUUUCCUACUAGGAAUUACAAACUUUAAACACUUUUUAAAUAUUCAAAAUAUUUAAAACAAAUUUAAAGGGUCUGUUAAUUCUUAUAUUUUUCUUUACUAAACAUUUUGGAUUUUUUUUCUUUGAAUUGGGCAGGGAAGAUAUGUAUGGAAGAUUAUUGCUCUAAUUUGAGUGAAAUAAAAGUUAUUAGUGCGAGGCAAACAUAAAAAAAAAAAAAAAAA